AUUAUCAGAUCCCCUUUUGUUCCAUUGUUCACACACCAUGGAUCCCUACGACAGUGACUCGAGCGUGGACGAAGAUUUCACCGAGACCAGCGUGCUUCUCGGAUAUGCCGAUGAGGAGGUCAUAGAAGACACCAUCAGCCACCUUGGUGGUUGGCCAUCAUGGAUCGAUGAGAAUACCCCACCACCAGGCGAAUUCGCCAACUGCAAAGUCUGCAAUAGUCCGAUGCUACUCCUUCUCGAAUUGCACGGCGAUCUACCCGACCAUUUUCCCAAUAACGAGCGCCGCCUGUACAUAUUUGGAUGCCCCAGGAAACCAUGCAAUCGCAAGCCAGGCAGUAUCCGGGCAUACCGCGCAACUCGCAAGGUCAGUCUUCCCGGCCUACCACUGCCACAGCCGCAGAAGAAGGAGGAGAAGCCCAAGCCCAAGCCCGAGUCCAAACCUGUUGAGCCCGUCGCGCCGCUAAAGCCCAAGGUGGACCUGGGAGCGAGUUUAUUCGGCGCGACCGCGCUGACAAGCAGCGUGUCGGCAAACUCCAAUCCCUUCUCCAAUCCCUUCUCGGCCACUCCUGGCUCCAGCGCGGCGGGGGCCAAUCCAUUCGCGAUGCCCAAGCCCGCAACGCCCACAGUCCCUGCCAAGGCCAAGGCCCCGGCAGCCAAACCUCCCACUACGACCAUAUCUACAAGUGCGCUUGCUGAAACAUUCGCCGAUAAGGUCCGGAUUUCCUCCCCCGCGCCAGCCAGUGCCUCCGGCACUGCGACAAAGCAAACACCCGAAUCAACUGGUGUCCAGACACCAUGGCCCGCGCAAUCCGCUUUCCCGGCCCCAUAUAAGAAGUACUUCCUCGACGCCGAAUACGAGACCAUGUCGCGGCCUUCUACGCCCACGAUCCCAGAAAACGUCACCGUGGAGCCCGUGGAAGAAGACAGCGCCGGUGGUGAGGGUAACGUCGAGUUGAAAGAUACGUUUGAGUCCGAGAUGGAUAAGGCGUUUAUGAAGUUCUCUAUGCGUCUGGCGCAUAAUCCCGAGCAAGUUCUGCGGUAUGAGUACCGUGGUGCGCCGCUGCUUUCGUCUUACACCGACCUCGUUGGGAAGCGUCUUCACCCCGAGCAUAGUGCUGGUCGUGUGACGACUGUUGGAGGUGGGAGUAUGCCGCCUUGUGAGUACUGUGGUGCUCCCCGGGUGUUUGAGGUGCAGCUUGUGCCUCAUGCUAUUAGUAUGCUUGAAGAUGGACGGGAGGGUGUUGGUCUUGGGGAGGGUGAUGCGGGGAUGGAGUGGGGGACUAUCAUCUUCGGUGUCUGUGGGCAGGAUUGUGCACCGGAGAAGAUUGGGCAGCUUGGUUGGCGGGAGGAGUGGGCUGGUGUGCAGUGGGAGGAGACGAAAUAG
This is a messenger RNA of Penicillium subrubescens, 1384 nucleotides long. RefSeq names its product small subunit rRNA maturation protein TSR4. Gene Ontology annotation, cellular component: cytoplasm. The record is from RefSeq and is a predicted model, not a curated record. Lineage: Eukaryota; Fungi; Ascomycota; Eurotiomycetes; Eurotiales; Aspergillaceae. The coding region runs from base 38 to 1384 and encodes 448 amino acids. Gene Ontology annotation, biological process: maturation of SSU-rRNA. The transcript is spliced from 2 exons.